Messenger RNA from Diaporthe citri, 4638 nucleotides. RefSeq lists its product as uncharacterized. Gene Ontology annotation, cellular component: nucleus; transcription export complex 2; cytoplasm. Gene Ontology annotation, biological process: mRNA export from nucleus. The record is from RefSeq and is a predicted model, not a curated record. The transcript has a single exon. Bases 1 to 4638 code for a protein of 1545 amino acids. Lineage: Eukaryota; Fungi; Ascomycota; Sordariomycetes; Diaporthales; Diaporthaceae.
AUGGAGGACAAUAGAGAUCCACUCCAUGGUUCGCUGAACGAGAUCCUGGGAAUGGUCCGCAGCAAGAGACGCGCUAAGCCAAAAAGGGAACCACCGGCCGGCGAGCUCAGCACACCAGUUACCAGCAGCAGCAGGGGCCGCGAUGUCAACUCCAACAACGUCUCGCUCCCUCACCCUCCAUCUCGCACCCCGACCCCUCACCCUCCGCGUCGCAACAAACGUCGCCAACAAACUGGAGCUGGCGUUCAGACUCAACCAGAAAUGGCGGGCUUCGGUCAAGCGCCUGCAUUCGGAGCGCAGGCGCUUUCGACCGACGCGACCAACCGAUCAGUCUCGCCAUUUGGAGCUCCGUUCAAUUCCUCCUCGACAUUCGGCCAGCAACAACAAACACCUGCCUUCGGCGCGCCCUCGCCAGCAACGAGCAAUCCGUUCGCGUCGGCCAACACGGCGUCAAAUCCCUUCACGGCACAGGCGACGACAGGCGCCUCCUCGAAUCCCUUCUCAGGCGCUGCGCCUGCGACGACGACAGCCCCGGGCUUUGGGACAGCAUCGAACCCCUUUGCCGCAGCCACCUCGGCCAACAGCUUUGGCGCCCCUUCUAGCAUCACGAAUGGCUCAUCCAAUUUCUUUGCGAACCCUGCUGAAAGCUCGAACAACGCGGCAGCCACCUUCGCCGGCGCUGCAGCAAACAGCCAGAAGAGAAAAAACGGGUUCGGGGACGCAGGUGCAAUGAAGCGGCUCGCUUUUGACUCGAUGACAACCUCCUUCCAGAAGCCACAGACAGCCUUCACAUCAGGUCCUUCCAGCAACAAUCCCAUUGGUUUCGGCGUUAAAGACACCAGAAAGAACCGCAACGGAUUUUCCGACUACUUGAAAGAGAGGGAGGUAAGCGGCCUCGGCCCCAAGACGGCACGCGCCCAUAGUUUCGACGUCAACGGCGUCCAGAAAUCACCGUCCGUCUACGAGAAGGAGAUCCGCGACCAACUGCGCAAAGACAACCUCCACCCGCCAGCAUGGCCUCGGCAACCAGGGAACCCAGCCAGCAGGCAAGCGAUGGAAGACCACAGUGAGAAGUACAAGAAGUAUCAAGCACGUGUCCGAACAUCGUUAAUAAAGGCUGGACUAAUCGAUGAUCCGGACGUGCGGAAAAAGCUAAGCGAUGCCAUCGAUUUCAGGGGCAUUUGUCAGGAUAUGUGUCCCGAAGGCGAGAAGGUCUCACGAAUAGUCGAAUACGAUGUAAAGUUGGCAGAGAAAACCACGAGUCCAGAUGGCCUGGAAAUGUGGCCGGAUCCCGAUCGAAUGAUCAAGUCAUUCAAGCGUUCAGCAGCUGGAACCGACUCGCCCUUGCCAACUGAAGUCCGAUCGCCAGCCGCGUUGAGACGAACUGUCGACUACCUCAUUGACGAUUUUUUGAGGUCUGAUGAGAACCUCCCUUCUCAGCACAACUUUCUUUGGGAUCGGACCAGGGCGAUAAGGAAAGACUUCAUUUUUCAAAACGCAAUGUCGGCUGAGGAACGGACGGACCAGAUCUAUUGCCUGGAAAACAUUGCCAGGUUCCACGCUGUGGCACUUCAUCUGUUGUCACAAGAGAACUUUGCGGCCGAAGACUUCUCCGAACAGCAAGAGCGUGAGCAGCUUGGUAAGACGUUGCUCUCGCUGAUGCAGGUCUACGACGAGUGCAAGGACAUGGAAGGCGUCCACAUGGAGAGCGAGGCUGAGUUUCGAGCCUACUAUCUCCUCUUCAACGCUCACGACCCAUUUGUGAUGCAGCAGAUGCAAGAUUGGGACGACAAGUUCUGGUUCAACUCAUCUGAGGUCCAAACUGCCGUCACGCUGAUUGAGGCAAUGCAGAACGUAUGGAAUGGACGUGGCCCACUCAGGCCUCAAGUUGCUCUCACGACGGGCUCGGCGUCUUUCACUACCUAUUUCUCCAUUGUCGAAGACCGCAAGGUAUCAUACACCAUGGCCUGUUUUGCGGAGAUCCACUUCACCCAAAUUCGUCGCCAAUUGUUGAAGUCCAUACACAAGUCAUAUGGGAGAGUGAGAGAUGGUCCUAAGGAUCUCACGGCGAAGGUACUCAACAGCAUACUUCGAUUUGACACCGAGGAGCAAUGCAUCGCGUUCUUGGAGGAGCUGGAAAUGGAUUUCUCAUCCGAUGGUGCAGAUGAGCCCUACCUCGUGGUGGAGCGCAGGAGGAGCAUUCCCGGGAAAACCAUUCGGCAGUCGUUCUCAGGGGUAAUGGUGGAGCGCAAGCGUGGCGGCCGGCCGCUGCCAGAAGUUAUCCAUUCGACCGUCUUCGAGGACGCCUCUGCAGCCGCCGAGGCAACUUACAGCCCCGACAGCAUGUUCGUCACGCAACCAUCAGGAUCUCCAGGAUUUGGUGCAAGUGGCGACCCAAGAGCGACCCAUGUUGAGGUCAACUUCUCCGACGAUGAAACGCCCUCAUCAUCUCCACAGCCCCCUCUCAAGACGCUUUCGCCGUUCCAAAGGCCGCCGACGACCAACGGCUUUGCCACUUCAGAUACGAACAAGUCAGUUUUGGACUCGACGCCCAAAAACCCAUUCUCCGGAGUGUCCAGCAACCCGUUUUUCCAGGCAUCCAACACGAGCAGCACCCCUCCAACAGACAAUUCCGCCUCAAAUGCACAACCUCCAACUUUUCCUUGGCAAUCCAAGCCGCCCGCCGACAGUAUAUUCGGUAAUCCUCCAUCGUCCGAGUCCGCCGCAAAGCCGCCGAUAGAAAUGCCCAAGUUCUCCUGGUCGACUACCCCGGCCGACACAACGGCUAGCACCCCACCCCCUGAUGUCGGCUCAGGCUCCGUGUUCGACUUCUUGAAUAAGCCAGCAGAAACAAGCAAAGCAUCUUUUAUUCCCGACACUGCUACCUCGACCACCACAGCAUCGGGCAUUUCUUCACACUUGUUCUCGACUCCAGACCAGGCCGCAGAAGCCAACGCACAGGCUCCGAUUUUUGAAUCAUAUCCGACAAAGCCCUCGGACGCACCACCUGCACCAUUUAACGAUCAAAAUUCUGCGCCGUCAACCAACCCUCCCUUCAUUGCAGGCCCGGAUUCGACGUCCACACAACAAUCUUCGGAAGCCUCGCAACCACAGGUUCCAUCGUUAUUCACGAAGCCUUCGGAGAUGGUCAAACCACAGCCGGCCCAGACGAAUCCUCCGCCACCGCCAAAACCUGCGCCGCCCAAGGACCUGAUGGGCGACUUCGCCAGAUGGGUGGUGCUUGGAGACAAUGGGUUGAUGGAAGAAUUCCAAGAGGCUCUCGUCACGCACCUAGUUCGUGCCGUCUUUGACCAGCAUCAACAGGAAGAAGAAGAGCGCAAACGAAAAGAAGAAGAGAACAGGUCCUGGGCAAAAGCUCGAAAGUUCAGGAUAUACAGCCUGAGAGUCCGCUUCUUUUACAGAUGGCGGGACAUUGCGAGGAAAUUGGCUCUGAAGCGCGUUGGGCGCCACAACAGAGCCGCAAUGAAGCAAUAUAGGGAGGCCAAACUGGCUGAAGCAAAGGCAGCGAAGGCGAAGGCGGAGAAGGACGAGAAGUCCCGUACGAAGCGGCUCACCGGCCCGUCGUCUUGGCUAGACGAACUGGAGAAGGAUCGAGCUUUGAAGAGGGCUAGGCGAGAAAGCAUGUCGCUUGAUACCUCGAGAAGAGCCAGUAUCACCUCAAGCAGUGCAGACGCCUUGCUUGCUACCGGCAUAUUUUCGGGCAUGGAGAAUCAGCAAGAGUUGGCUGCCAACUGCGUCCGGGACGACGAUUCCCUGUACGACGCGCUGGUGGGCGUGACCAUACACCCGAACCCCAGCCAGCAAAGUAUGGGCCCUCCAGCCAGGCCCAAGGACCCUCUUCGGUCUGUCCGCAACGCUGCCGUGGCCAAGCCCGCACCUAAACCGAAACUCAGCAAAAAGGCCCAAUACCUCCAAGACUUGAUGAGCGGCAAGCACCGCGAGGACGACCUAAUCAGCUUCAGGAGCAGCAAUUCUUCGCGUAUGGCAAGAUCGGUCCCCACGGGUGGCAAGGUUACAAACUUCUCUCGGUACCAGUCCUCAUCGCCUCGCUCAUCAGCCGAGCCUGAGCGACCGAGGAAUGGGCCAGGCAGCGGCAUCAAAUCGUCCUACUGGCUACUCCGAAGUCGAGGACUCUUCGCAACGCCAACUGGGCAUGUCCUGUCCGAUAAGGCUCCUCGUCCAGUAAUGAGUAACAACCAUGAAGGCGGCUCCCAGUACUCCGGAGACUCGGACGCCGGUGACCUGGAUGACCGCGUUUUGGAACAGGAUGGGGCCUACCGUGCAAGCUUGGGGUUGACGGGGUCCCGCCGCAGCACCUUCAGCGUCCCGCAAUCAGCAGCGGGAUCGCCGCCGCGACAAAGUUUCCUGAAACCGAAGCCAUCGAUGGCACGACAAUCACUUCCCGCGGGCAUGUCUUCGGCAUCGCUGCUUGCUUCCCGGCAGACAGAUGGCGACGCUGUGUCUCAGGCAGGUAGUGCCGUCAGUACCCUACAACAAGACGCCGAGGAGAGCCUGCGGGAGCUGAAGAGGGUUGCUGCCGAGUUGGACAACGAAACGGAAUGGUAUCGCGAGCAGAACAAGCAAUUGUCCCAAGGUCAGCAAGCCUUUGGCGCUUAG